This is a messenger RNA of Trachemys scripta elegans, 4218 nucleotides long. RefSeq names its product spindle assembly abnormal protein 6 homolog. Lineage: Eukaryota; Metazoa; Chordata; Testudines; Emydidae. The transcript has 18 exons. The record is from RefSeq and is a predicted model, not a curated record. Bases 175 to 2223 code for a protein of 682 amino acids. Gene Ontology annotation, biological process: centriole replication. Gene Ontology annotation, cellular component: centriole; centrosome.
AGCCGGCGCCAAAGCCCCGGGGAGCCGCCCGGCGGGUGGGAGGGGGAAGCGAGCACAGCAGGGGAAUCCCCGCGCGGCCGCAGGUGCAGGCAGGGAGCUAAUGCGCCCAGCGCAGGCGGCGACGGCAGCGCUAGGGCUAUGUAGGGGCGCGGGGAUGCGCGGGAUCCCGGCAGCAUGGCAGAGCAGCUCUUCUGUAAGGGGGUGUCCGCGGUGAUCAGCUGCGCGGGCUGCGAGGAGAGGAGGGCUGAUAUAAGGCUAACUGUUGAAACUUUUACAUCAUCAAGUCCUAUCCAUAAGAAGGAACUUAGUGUGCGUAUUACAGAUGAUGCAGAUCCAUUAUUCUUGUAUUCUGUUGCUAUAGGAGAGGAAGAUUUUCAGAGUUUAAAGAGCCAACAAGGAUUGCUUGUAGAUUUUUCAGCUUUUCCCCAGAAAUUCAUUGAUUUGUUAGAACAAUGCAUUUUGGAACAAGGAAAACAAGUGCCUCGGUUUUUAAUUCAACUUGUAACAUCUUCCCCAGCACUGGAUUGCAUGCCUGCAUGUUUAAAUGUAGUGGAAACCAAUCCAUUCAAACAUCUCACUCACUUGUCUCUAAAGCUUUUGGCAGGAAGUGACAGUGACAUCAAGAAAUAUCUUGCCGUCUGCAUUAAAAAUUUAAAGAUGGAAAACAGUAUGUUGGAAGAUAAGCUACACAGAUCAGAAGAGGGACUUUCAAAAAGACUAACUGUAACACAGCAGGCUUUGGCAGAAAAAAGUAAGGAACUGGAUAAACUGCAAAAUGAAUGGACAUCACAGACCACUUCAUUGACUAACAAGUACUCCCGAGAAAUCACAGCAGAAAAGGAGAAAGUGCUACGGAUUCAAGCACAGUACCAGCUUCAGCAUGAACAGCAAAAGAAAGAGAUGGAAGCAACUUGCAACAGAAAAGUACAUCACUUAGAAACCAGGGUAUCUGAAUUUGAAACUGUGAAUAAGGAUCUCACAGAGAAAAAAUACAAGUCUGAAUCUUCUAUAAGGGAGCUGAAAUCCAAAUUUGCAGGACUUGAAGAGGAGUAUCAGAGGGCAAAACAAGAAGUUCUGUCCCUCCGAAGAGAAAAUUCAACUCUUGACACAGAGUGCCAUGAAAAGGAGAAACUCCUAAACCAGCUAAGAACACGGAUUGCAGUCCUAGAACAAGAAGUGAAGGAUAAAGAGCAAGUAGUAAUAAGAAGCACAGAUGUCUGUGAAAGUGCACAGGAACACAAGGUCUUCCUUGCAAGUGCAACCUCUGGUCUCUUUCUACAUCUGCCAGCAAGCAUGACAGUUGUGAUGAAAAAGUUGGAAGAAUCUCUGGAGAUGAAACAGCUUCAAAUUGGAAAAUUUGAAAGCACUGUGAAGUCUAUUUCUGAGGAACUUCUGAAAGCUAAUGAAAUUAUCAAAAAGCUCCAGGGAGAGAUGAAGAAACUAAUGGAGAAGAUGAAGUUAAAAAAUGCAGUGACACUGCAACAAGAAAAAAUAUUAGGGGAAAAAGAGCAAACCCUUCAAAAGGAGAGAUUGGAGCUGCUUAAUGUGAAACAGGCCCUUCAACAAAAAGAGGAAGAGGUCUUUAAGUUGCAAGAGCAGCUGGACAUCACUGUUCAGAAAUUGGAAGAAAGCAAACAGUUGCUGAAAACUAAUGAGAAUGUAAUUUCCUGGCUAAAUAAACAACUGAAUGAGAAUAAAAUUGCAUCUAUGCAUGGGGCAUCAGGUCACAGUGAUAUGCCAUGUGCUGGAAGUGCCACCAAUUCAGCAGCCUUGCAGAAUGGCCUGCCUCGGUUUCUACUUUAUAACAGUCCUUUCUCUGUCCCUGUGAUGCCUCCACCGAUUAGCACUGCUUCCCUUUCUAAUAACUAUAAAGGCUCUGUUCCUCUGCGAAUGAGUAUCCCAUGUGCGGACACCAGUGCUGCAAGAUAUAAUCCACAGGUACGCAUCAACUUAUCAGCAAAUUCCACCAGCACUCCGUUACAUGAGACAAGACCUUGUCCACCAACCUCCACUCCUUUAGUGCCCCCAAACUCAGGCCAUGUUGAGCCACCUGGUUUAGACAUGAAAUAUUUGAAGAAAGAUGGCAACUUGCCUUUGAGAGGACUAAAACCUUUGUCUGUAGCAAGUACAGUGUUAUCAAGAACUAUGUUACCCAAGCAAGGAACUCCACCUGUAAUAUCUGCUUACUUCCCAGGGCAACAGACUAGACUCCCUGCAUCAUAAGCUCCAGUUUUAUUAAGAGGCUUGCCCAUGUGAAUGGAAGCAGCAUCAAAUAUAUGCAUCUGAUUUAGCGUGUCUAAUGUAAAAGAAAAAAGAGGUGCUUGAGCAACACUGUCAUAAAUUUGACUUUAUAGUCCAUCUGGACUUGGUUACUCUUUUCUGUAAAGUCUGUGCUCAUCAAAACUGCCAAAAUAUGGUCUGGAGGUAAAGCCAGCUAUUAAAAAAACGAAUGAUUUCAUUUCUAGUUCUAAGUCUUUAAAAUGAGUUAAUGUUUUUGAUUUAUUUUGUUUAGUAUAAAGCAGUAGCUGAUUGACUCUUCAAAGAUACAAAGCUGUGCAGGCUAAAUGAAAGCAUUUAUUUCAUGUGCUUUUGGUGCUUAGAGCUGUGUGUAUGCACACACCUUAUUACUACAGGAUGUACCAGUUUUUGCCCCUUCUGCUUAGAAGUGGUUUUUGUAAUCCACAAAUUGUAAAUUUCUAAGAACAACUUUUUUUAAAAAUGGCAAAUUACAGCAGGAAUACUCCAAUGUGUAUGCAAUAUUUAUUCUGUUGCAUACUAAGUAUGACCUCUGUUGAUAACUAUUCACUCGGGGGGGAGGAAUUUAUUUCUGCAAUCCAGGUUUUUGUUUUUUUUUGUUUGUGGUGGUUUUUAACUGCAUUCUAUUUGGGAAUUUUUGCACAAAAACUCUUCAAAACUUUGAAACACCCAUUUUAUAUUAGCUAUGCAAAGACUACAAAGUUAAAGUGCCUAUUUUAUUAUGUAUUUUAUAACCGGGGUCAGACAGUUAUCUAAUAUUUAUAUUUUUAAUAGAUAUUUGUGUCUAAUAUUUACUGUUAAAACUUGGACAAUUCUAGUAACAGACAACAGAUUCAAUGAAUUCUAGAUGCUGAAAACUUUUGUACUGUACCAUUCUAAAAAUUGUAAGUUUUGAUAGAUUAGGAUGGAUACACACUCUCAGUGGGUGCAAUUCCAUUUACUUAUAUCAGUUCUUAAUUUGACCAUUUGUUCUCCAAACAGUUUUAAAUCAAACAUAUUGAAUCCACCUUUUUCAAAAUGUUUAAAAACUGAGGUCUAUUGGCAAAAUGUUAUAAGAUCUAUAUUUUAUGUGAAACUCAAUACAACCAACCCAUUUUGUGAGAGAUUCAAGAUGUCAGCGGAAGAAUCUGCCUUUCACCUGAUAAGGGUUUGCCCAUCUAUGUUCCUGCAUAUCUACAGGUCAUUUUCUCUCCUUCUCCCACACACUUAAUUUUUUUCUCUCUUUCUUAUAUAGAGUCCUUGUCCUGAUUUCUAAGAAAUGAUACAGAUAUCACUGCAGUAUCUCCUCCCAUUUUCAGACAGUUCUAGCUUGAUCUGUUGUGAAUAAAUAUUUGCAGUCUCAACAGAAAGCAUAGUUUGCAGUUGAUACUCAAAUAGCUUUGAUCCUCAUUUUUUUUCCUUUUGAUUCAAUAGUCAACUUUUUGGGAGACAUGAAAUUGGUCAUUGGAUUAUUAAAGUGAGACAGAUCUGCUCUAAAUUGAUGCUCUACUGUAAUCUUCAAAACAAUGUUAAAAUGUAAUACCUGGAACUCAGCAGUUUAAUUUUCAUGUCAGUAUUAUAAAUGUUAACCUUUUUCUAAACUUACUUUUCUUGUAGACCAUAUAUGAGGUUGUGGGGAGCAGCAGCGGGUUAACCCUAAUUACUAUCCAUGCUAUACCAUACUUCCAUUUCUGGAACUUUCAAAUGCAUCUCAUGUUUGGAGCCAGACAAAAUUGGGUAUUCAUAAUUGCAGUGGUGUUGUUUUUUGCUUGACCUCUUCCUCUGUGGGUUAUUUUAUGAGAGGAUUUUGCAUGUCUCAAAGAACUGUCCAAGGGUUUGGAAUGUGCCUCACGGGUCACUUGAUGCCUAACCUGUGUUUCAAUGUGUUGUCUGUCUUGCAGCAUGUCAAAAGUGUGUAUAAAAAUGCUACAUUUUAUAUUUCUUUUACAUUAUGUUGUGAAUAAAAUAUUUGAACUCUUUGGA